Messenger RNA from Daucus carota subsp. sativus, 3370 nucleotides. Its product is annotated as golgin candidate 5. Bases 228 to 3095 code for a protein of 955 amino acids. NCBI's taxonomy places the organism in Eukaryota, Viridiplantae, Streptophyta, Magnoliopsida, Apiales, Apiaceae. The transcript has 20 exons. The record is from RefSeq and is a predicted model, not a curated record.
AAUAUAAAAAAUAAAAAUCGACGAUUUUCACUUGUCUUCAACACAGUUAGAAUUUACAGGUAAGCUUAGAGCUUGUGGAACCUAAACAGAUCGAUCUGUGUCACAAUUCCAUUAAAAAUUCAUAUUAUAUACACAUAGAUAAAUCAUUAAUCUCAAAUUCCCCGAUCUGAUCGCCGACAAGGUUGUUAAUGUUGUGAUUUGGUUAAUCAGGGGAUUGAGAUUGUAGUAUGUCCUGGUUUAGUGCGAAGGUUUCUUUGGGGAAUUUUCCUGAUUUUUCGGAUGCGGUUAGUAAGCUGAGCGAGAGCGUUAAGAAUAUCGAGAAGAAUUUCGAUAAUGCUCUUGGUUUCGAGGAGAGGGGCGGCGAAGCUUCUGGGUCUUUGCCGUCAUCGGUUGAUGUGAAUGAUUCCUCUGAUACUGACGUGGACGUUGCUGGUAGUAAAAGCGAGGAAAGUAAGAAUGAACCAUCACAGCAUGCUGACUCCCUAAGGCCUGAAGCUCCUUCUGAUGAAAAAGAAGAGAUUGAGCCUGAGAGCUCAGCUGUUCUUGCAAGCGAACAAAUAUCUACCAAUGAAGAAGUAGAUGAAGAAAGAAUUGAAUCCGCUAUUCAACCAGAUCAGGGAGAAGCAACUGAUGUUGCCUCUAUUGAGGGAACAGAAAUUGUUUCUGAAGCUGAUGUUGAUUCACAAUCAAUGUCUGUCGGCAUGUCAGAGGCCAACGUUGAGCAUCUCAAGGAAUCAGAUGCCCUAAACCGUCUUCAGAAGGAGAGCUCAGAAACAGUUACUUCUGAAAAUUCAGAGUCAAGAGAAGGCAAGCCUAGUGUUAACGUUGAUGGAGCAGAGAGUGCUAUCAGUGGCCCAGAUGAAACGAAUAAUACUAGUAUUAUUCAUCAAGCAGAGAUCGCGGAGGAACACAAGACACAAGAUGUAGAGAAUGUUUAUUCUGUUAAUAAAUUUGAGGAGAAAGCAAUUGAUACCCAAACUGUAAGUGGUCCGGAGCCUCAAGUAUCUGAUUCUACGACUUCAGACGAGUCUAAAAGUGCUGAGAACAUUUCUAACAGUCCCCUGCCACAUGGCCAGCUCUCAGAAGACGCCUCAGAUAUGGUUCCUGAAAUGGUAUCGCACGAACAAGAUUCAAGUGCUAGAACAUUUGAAGUCAGUCAACAUGGAAGUGAUCAUGAAAUUAACAAAGGUCAAAAUUUUGGAAGUGACUCAUUGGAUGCUCAAGCUUCUAGGGCUGAGCUUGAGAAGAUUAAAAAGGAUAUGAAAAUGAUGGAAACUGCACUACAGGGUGCUGCUAGACAAGCACAGGCAAAGGCUGAUGAAAUUGCAAAGAUGAUGAAUGAAAAUGAACAGCUGAAGGCUGCACUCGAGGAUGCAAGGAGAAAGUCCAAUGAAGCCGAAGUUGAAUCCCUCCGAGAAGAAUACCAUCAGAGGGUGUCAGCUCUAGAAAGAAAGGUCUAUGCUCUGACCAAGGAAAGGGAUACUCUACGUAGAGAGCAGAACAAAAAAAGCGAUGCUGCGGCUCUGCUAAAGGAAAAGGAUGAAAUAAUUACUCAGGUCAUGGCUGAAGGUGAAGAGCUUUCAAAAAAGCAAGCUACUCAAGAAUCCUUGAUUAGGAAAUUAAGGGCACAGAUCAGAGAGCUUGAGGAGGAAAAGAAAGGAUUAAAUACCAAGCUACAGGUUGAAGAGAAUAAAGUUGAAAGUAUUAAGAGGGACAAGGCAGCAACUGAGAAGUUGCUACAGGAAACAAUUGAGAAACACCAAGUUGAACUUGGAAGUCAAAAAGAAUAUUAUACAAAUGCGUUGACUGCAGCUAAGGAAGCUGAAGCAUUAGCAGAGGCACGAGCCAAUAAUGAAGCCAGAACUGAAGUAGAGAGCCGUCUGAGGGAGGCUGAGGAACGUGAAACUAUGCUUGUUCAGGCACUUGAAGAGUUGAGACAAACUCUGAGCAGGAAGGAACAACAGGAAGUAUUCAGGGAAGAAAUGUUACGCAAGGAAAUUGAGGAUCUUCAAAAACGAUACCAGGCUAGUGAGCGUCGCUGUGAAGAGUUAGUUACUCAAGUUCCUGAUUCAACCAGGCCAUUGUUAAGGCAGAUCGAAGCUAUGCAGGAAACUACCAGCAGAAGGGCAGAAGCUUGGGCAGCUGUCGAGAGAUCCCUCAACUCUCGCCUUCAGGAAGCGGAAGGUAGAGCUGCUGAGGCGGAGGAAAGGGAGCGGUCUGUAAAUGAGCGCUUGUCUCAGACCUUAUCUCGAAUAAAUGUUCUUGAGGCUCAGAUCUCUUGCCUGAGGACCGAGCAGACACAACUUUCGAAGUCCCUCGAAAAGGAAAGGCAGAGAGCAGCUGAACAUAGACAAGAAUACCUUGCCUUGAAGGAGGAAGCAGACACGCAUGAAGGGCAUGUGAACCAACUUGAGGAAGAAAUUAAGGAGCUGAAGAAGAAACACAAGCAAGAGUUACAUGAAUCAUUGACACAGCGUGAAUUGUUACAGCAGGAGAUAGAACAGGAGAAAGCUGCCCGUUCAGAGGUGGAGAGGAUGGCUCGCCUAUCAUCUGCUGCAUCUGAUCAUAGUCCUAAGAAGCAGAGGUCCACUUUUGAAAAUGGUAAUUUAACUCGCAGACUCUCGAGUGCUAGCAGUGUGAGCAGCAUGGAGGAGAGUUACUUUCUGCAGGCAUCUUUAGAUUCAUCUGACAACUUAUCAGAGAGGAGAACUCUUGGAGAGCCUAUGAAUCCAUAUUAUGUUAAAAGCAUGACCACAAACGCUUUUGAAGCUGCCCUCCGUCAGAAAGAGGGGGAACUAGCAUCUUAUAUGUCUCGAUUGGCAUCCAUGGAAUCCAUUCGAGACUCUCUUGCUGAGGAGUUGGUUAAAAUGACAGAGCAGUGUGAGAAGCUAAAGGGAGAAGCUUCCCAACUGCCAGGUGUACGCGCUGAGCUUGAAGCAUUAAGGCGGAGGCACUCUGCAGCCCUGGAAUUAAUGGGUGAGCGCGAUGAAGAGCUUGAGGAACUUCGUGCGGAUAUCGUGGACUUGAAGGAGAUGUACAGAGAACAAGUAAACUUGCUUGUAAAUAAGAUCCAGGUAAUAGGUACUGCCGGAUAAAGUAAAGCAAAUUCAGGUAGCCUGUUCCAGCUAAAUGUCAUGUUGGUGAUAUAGUGUUACAAUAGUCUCCAUCUCUUAUACCUUUAAUUAUGUUUUGCUUUCCCUAUAAUGUACAUGUACACUGGAGAGUUUUUUCUUUCUUUGUAUCAUCACAUACGGUGCAAUGUUGUACAAGUUCCAAUGUUCAAAGAUGUGUGGCAAUUUUGCUUUAUAAGCUUCUUGUAUUUCUUCUAUAUAUUUGAUUAUGUACGGUUCCUAUUCAUUUGUGUUAGACC